Neoarius graeffei (lesser salmon catfish) is the source of this 840-nucleotide messenger RNA. RefSeq lists its product as uncharacterized. The transcript is spliced from 2 exons. The record is from RefSeq and is a predicted model, not a curated record. NCBI's taxonomy places the organism in Eukaryota, Metazoa, Chordata, Actinopteri, Siluriformes, Ariidae. Bases 1 to 840 code for a protein of 279 amino acids.
AUGCAGAGAUUCAACAUUCAACAGGCAUUGGAAAUGAUCCUGGAUGGAGCAAACCCUUGCGACUCGGAUGGAGAAGACAUCAACCUUCAGGUGGAUUCAGACUCCGAGCUGUCUCAGUCGUCUUCAGAGACUGCUCCCCAACCAAAAAAGAGAGCUCGGCUGGGGACUGAUGUGACAGAGACUGCGAAAGACGGCACAGUAUGGCAUGAAGAACAGGUGGGAACGGGUCCACAUUUCACCCCGCCAUCGCCAUACAACGCAGAUGGAGAGCCAACAGCUAAGGCCAGGAGGUCAAUCACAAGUCGUCUUCAGAGCUUCCUGUGUUUCAUCACUCUGGACAUGCUUGGUAUCAUUCAAGAAUGUACAGUUCAACAUGCAAAGCAAACGGAGCAUGUGGAUUGGUUCAUGGGCCUCCCUGAACUAAUGGCAUUUAUUUCCAUCACCAUUAUGCGGGGAAUCAUCAGGGUGCCAUCACUGCGUGACUGCUGGUCGAAAAACCUGGGAAGCCCACAGAUCAUCGAAACCAUGUCCCGAGGGCGUUUCCAAAACAUCAUGCAUCACCUGCGCUUUGAUGACAGAGACACCCGCAGCGAGCGAGCACAGACCGAUAAGUUUGCUGCAAUUUCGAACAUAUGGGGAUUGUUUGUCACCAACUGCAUCACAUCCUACAUCCCUGGUCGACACAUCACCAUCGACGAACAACUUUUCCCGUCCAAGACUCGCUGCUGUUUCCUACAGUACAUUGCAUCUAAACCAGACAAGUUUGGGAUCAAGUUUUGGGUGGCGUGUGACUUGAAAACCAAAUACAUCUGCAACAUCCUCCCAUACAGUGGUGCUUGA